Molecule: messenger RNA, 2152 nt
Organism: Globicephala melas (long-finned pilot whale)
Lineage: Eukaryota; Metazoa; Chordata; Mammalia; Artiodactyla; Delphinidae
Gene: MCU
Product: mitochondrial calcium uniporter
Biological process (GO): mitochondrial calcium ion homeostasis; calcium import into the mitochondrion
Cellular component (GO): mitochondrial inner membrane; uniplex complex
Molecular function (GO): uniporter activity; calcium channel activity
Source: RefSeq, a predicted model, not a curated record
GAUGGCGGCCGCCGCAGGUAGAUCGCUCCUGCUGCUCCUCUCCUCCCGAGGCGGCGGAGGCGCCGGCGGCUGCGGAGCGCUGACUGCAGGCUGCUUCCCCGCGCUGGGCGUCAGCCGCCACCGGCAGCAGCAGCACCACCGGACGGUGCACCAGAGGCUCUCUUCUUGGCCUAGCGGAGUUGUUUAUUGCAGUACUGUUGUGCCCUCUGAUGAUGUGACAGUGGUGUAUCAAAAUGGGUUACCUGUGAUAUCUGUGAGGCUACCAUCCCGGCGUGAACGCUGCCAGUUCACACUCAAACCUAUCUCAGACUCUGUUGGUGUGUUUUUACGACAACUACAAGAAGAGGAUCGGGGAAUUGACAGAGUUGCAAUCUAUUCACCAGAUGGCGUUCGAGUUGCUGCCUCAACAGGAAUAGACCUCCUCCUCCUUGACGACUUUAAACUGGUCAUUAAUGACUUAACGUAUCAUGUACGACCACCAAAGAGAGACCUCUUAAGCUAUGAAAACGCAGCAACACUGAACGAUGUAAAGACACUGGUCCAGCAGUUAUACACUACUUUGUGCAUCGAGCAGCACCAGUUAAACAAGGAAAGGGAGCUUAUCGAAAGAUUAGAAGAUCUCAAAGAACAACUGGCGCCCCUGGAAAAGGUACGAAUUGAGAUUAGCAGAAAAGCUGAGAAGAGGACCACUUUGGUGCUAUGGGGUGGACUUGCCUACAUGGCCACGCAGUUUGGCAUUUUGGCCCGGCUUACCUGGUGGGAAUAUUCCUGGGACAUCAUGGAGCCAGUUACCUACUUCAUCACUUAUGGAAGUGCCAUGGCAAUGUAUGCAUAUUUUGUAAUGACACGCCAGGAAUAUGUUUAUCCAGAAGCCAGAGACAGACAAUACUUAUUAUUUUUCCAUAAAGGAGCCAAAAAGUCACGUUUUGACCUAGAGAAAUACAAUCAACUCAAAGAUGCAAUCGCUCAGGCAGAAAUGGAUCUUAAGAGACUGAGAGACCCAUUACAAGUGCAUCUGCCCCUCCGACAGAUUGGUGAGGAAGAUUGAUCUGCAGAGAGCCUCUGAAUCCCAGCAGAAAGAACAUCUGUUUAUAACUAUGGCCUUUUUAAUUAAAGCAUUGCAGGUGGAAGCUGGGAGCCAUGUCUGGGUAGAGGGUUUUUAACUUUAAUUAAAAAACAAAAACAAAAAGAUCUUAGGGAAGAAAGGAAUGUUAAAAUCUGACCAUCAGGCUUUGUGGAAUAUAAGCUCAAAGGGCUUAGUGAAUAUUGUCUUAAUCAAGAAUCUCAGUUUCUGGAUGAAAAUCAUGUAUUAUUAUUAUAGUUGAGAGAAAGUGAUGCUAGGGGGUGUUGUUUCUUGCAUCUUCUUUUCAGGGUCAGCAAAAUAGUAACACACCAGCACCCCACUCAGCUCUAAAUUUUUUUUUAAUUUAACUUUUCUUAUUUUUGACAUAGCAGUAAAUAAAUAUACCAGAAAAGCAAACCCUCGAGAUAUGUGGGUGGCAAACAGAGUCUGAGUCCAUGUCAUUAGCAUUUAUUUUAGAUUGGACCCAGUCUCUGCAAAGUUACCAGGAAUCUCUCCCGUUUGUGCCCCAUUUCUGACCACCCACACCUGUUGGUACACUAAUUUUAUCCAUAUGAUAAUUGGAACCAACUUAUGACUGUUUGACAAUUGACACUUUGGAUUAUCCCUUAAUACCUUCUUAAAUGUCUCAAUAUUCCAGUUCUCUGGAUCACUGUCUAGAAAUAAUUGGCAACAAUGCAUGAGGUUUUUUUGUUUUGUUUUUUACUAAUUAAUCUUUUUAAGAGGAGGACAGAUUUCCCUCCUUUAUUUAACUAUCCCAUUGAUACUCCCCUCUCCCUCCACAGCUAAAGCCAGAGGCGGAGUGUUCAGCUGUAUUACCAAAUCAGGAAGAUGUAAGGUUUACAAAAUGGCUAAAAACCAUGGCUCUGUAGCCAUUUCAGAACCAGAAUAGUUUCACUGCUGUUAAUCUGUUUGUGUGACAGCAUUCCAGGCCACCCAGAUGGCACUACCUUGUCUGGAGACCUUGUUAAUCUCGAAGGACACACACUCCCACACUGUUUGUGAGCCCUCCCACCUCCACCACUUCAGUAGUUGUAAAUCAAGUGUGUGGAUCUCAAAGGGUACAAUUUA